Messenger RNA from Sardina pilchardus (European sardine), 4276 nucleotides. Its product is annotated as GAS2-like protein 2A. Lineage: Eukaryota; Metazoa; Chordata; Actinopteri; Clupeiformes; Clupeidae. The transcript is spliced from 6 exons. Gene Ontology annotation, molecular function: cytoskeletal adaptor activity; actin filament binding; microtubule binding. Gene Ontology annotation, cellular component: actin filament; microtubule plus-end; cytoplasm. Gene Ontology annotation, biological process: microtubule bundle formation; protein localization to microtubule plus-end; regulation of microtubule polymerization or depolymerization. The record is from RefSeq and is a predicted model, not a curated record. The coding region runs from base 549 to 3449 and encodes 966 amino acids.
GUUAACUCCAAAACUUGGGGAUUUCCGCGAUGGUUAUGGCGAUAACCACGAAAUCGGACAUAAACAUGUAAUUCAUUUUGAUACGAUUAAGGUUUUUUUUUUGUUGUUAGAAUAAAUAUAUAAUUUAUACAGUAGGAAGCUGUUGGAGCCUACUGUACAUCGCUGCAGUUGUUCCACCAAGUGGUUCGGAAGGCCGAAAACGUGCUAACGGAUCUGUCAAGACUGGGUAGGCUACAGCGAUUCAAAUGACGCCUAUAACUUAUUCUGCUGGUUUAUUAACCCAUUGACAGAAACAGAUUCACAAAACUGUAAUCGGACGUUAACGAAGUUGUGAGUUGUCGGUAAGUGUUUUUGCGAUGACGCUCUAAUUUUUUUGUUAAAUGUUUGGGACUUGCCCAUUUAAUGUUGCCUUUGAGGUGACCGGUGAUCUCAUCGGAAACAAAGACUAACUUAUUCAAGGCGGAGUAGGCAAGAACUGGGAACAAGUUGGAACAAGGCUAACAUUAGCCUACUUGAACAGUUUUCGGAAACUUUUGACACGUAUUAAUAUGUCUGGGAUUCAACAUGCCUCCAAUCAGAGCAUCAAGGCUUUUAAAUCAAGUGAAGAGUAUCUGUAUGCAAUGAAAGAAGAUUUGGCAGAAUGGUUAAAAGACUUGUACAACAUCGACAUUGAUGUGAACAACAUCCUUGAAGUUCUGGAGACAGGGGCCAUCCUCUGCAAUCACGCAAAUAAUGUGACAAAGGUAGCAGACGACUUUCUUCGCAUGUAUGGACGGAUUCCGGGAAUUCAGUUGCCAUCAUCUGGAGUUACAUGCAUUAACUCCGCACAACCAUCAACUUUUCUCGCUCGAGACAACAUAUCCAAUUUCAUAAAUUGGUGUCGCAAACAGAUGGAUAUUCAAGAGGUCUUGAUGUUUGAGACAGAUGACCUUGUGCUGCGGAAGAAUGAAAAGAACUUUGUUCUUUGCCUGCUUGAAGUGGCACGACGGGCAUCUCGCUUCGGGAUGGCAGCCCCGGUCCUUAUCCAACUGGAGCAGGAGAUUGAGGAAGAGAUUAGGGAGGAAAUGGACUUGCCCAUGGAGCAGACUCCUCUGCCCAAACCCCAGAGGCGUUUAGCUAACAUCCAGAAUCUUGAUGAGAUGGUCAGAGGCCUAAUAAGCCGAUGUACAUGCCCUACCCAGUUUCCCAUGAUCAAGGUUUCAGAGGGAAAAUACAAAGUGGGAGACUCGAACACCCUUAUAUUUGUACGGAUCUUGCGGAAUCAUGUGAUGGUGCGAGUGGGUGGGGGAUGGGAUACCUUGGAGCACUAUCUGGACAAACACGACCCUUGCCGCUGCACGUCUCUCAGCCACAAGCUGGCCCAGCGCCCAGCCACCCCAGUGCAGCACGAGAUCAAGACCCGCUUAGGCCCGGUUAGGGCGGACGGUCCGGCCGGAACCCCAGCGACGCUGCUGCUCAGCCGGGCUCAGUCCCCGCUGCAGCCCGUCGUCUGGAGCUCCCCCGGCGGCUCCGCCCGAGGCCUGAGGCCCGGUCCCAGUCCUGGUCCCGGUGGCGUUUCCGGUCCUGCUCCGAGCCCCUCCCGCUCCCCUGACCCUGGGCCGCGGCAGCCGAGAGGCACCUCCACCGGCAGAUCACGUGGAAGAGCGUCCACACCCGUACGCAGACGUCUGUCGUCUGAAAGCAGAGACGACUCGGGUCUCGACGCGAGCACGAGGACGGGCCGAGAGGCCGUGCGCACGUCUCGGACGCCGAGACACACCAGCAGCUUGCCUCGCACGGCGUUUAGCCCUGCGGUCAACCGCGAGUCGCCACGGCCGCUGACCCCGCACGCUGUCGGCACCGCGAAGAGCCCGGGCGUCCAGCACAUCACCGACGCCAGGCUAAAUCAAACCGUCACCAAAUCUCAGUUCGUCACGAAGCUUCGUCAGAGUGCAGCUAGCAGUGAGCUAAAACCUGGGGACGGCCAAAACACGUCCGACAGACAGAGGACACCAGGGCCAGUGAGAGCUUAUACACCUGUUCAACAGCCAACCCCACAAAAUAUUCCCUCUAUCAUCAAACACACUGGCUCUGAAAACUGUCAUAACUCACAGAGGUCCUCCAGCAGUUGUAGUUCAACUAAAGGACAGACUGUCGCUAGCGAUGGAUUGCCUCCAAGACCCUCUGCACAACUCAGGAAGAGCCUGCCUGGUAGUUUAGGAGAGAAUACUCUUCAAAAGAGACUUGUACCCGAUGAGCAGACGAGAGGCACACCAAACACUGUUACACACAGAAACGGACAGCAUAGACGGAGUACGGCAAAACAGACUGUGUUAACUCCUGCAAUUACGGUUGAGGCCUUACUCAACGACCAAAACAGCCAGCAGAGAUCAAAUAUACCAAAUACACACAUGAGCACGGGAGAGCAACGUCCGGGUGGCCGUGGAGGGCUGGCGAGAAGCUGUCUCUUUACCCCACCGCCUAUCAGUGCUGACCAGGAGGCCACCCUCUAUCAGAGCCUGGAGCACGAGAUCCUCUCUAAUCUGCAGCAGCUGGGAUUCAGCUUGGAUUCUGAUGACUGCAGCAGCAGCAGCUGCAGCGGCACGGCGGGGGAGAACGACAGUCAGCACUCCUCGCUGGGUCGACAGGCCGCCCAAGAGUUCUCCCGGCAGCCACCCACGGGCUCGGCGCUCCCGGGUGAUUCGUCGUCUCGCCCGCAGCAAGAACGAGCGCCUCUCGCGUCCUCUUCCUCGGCGGCACCCGGUUCCCGCUCCGGCUCGAAGGACCUCCUCGGCGUUGACGGCGUGAUGGACGAGCUGCGGCACGGCAGGCGGCCCCUGGAGAAGGUGUCGGUGGAGCGCUGGGUGAACACGCUGCCCUUCAGCUCCCGCAGGAGCCAGCCAGUGGCCGUCGCCGCCGUCUCAGCCGUCUCUGCUACCACGCCGGAGGCAGACCCGUCCCCUCCCAAGUCCAGCCAGUCCUGCGUCGCCGGUUCCUGGUCCUCCAUGGGCUCCAGUCUGGAAUCGAAGGAGAGGCCAGAGGUUGUGAGCGCGCCAGCCAUGAGUCCGGCUACGGACGCCGGCGAGGUCGCCAGGGACUCCGACAGACAGAGGCGACCCCGGUCGGCGUCCUUCAGGCAACAGAGGAGGUCGCUGAAGAAACCGGAGAGGGUGCCGUCCAUCUACAAGCUCAAAUUGAAGCCCCACAUACGUCCCAGGCAAGACAACCGGCCCGAUCGCAAGCCGUCAAAGAUCCCCAAACCCAUAUCCUCCCGGCGGAGCAGGGAAAGCGAAGAGGCGGGACUGGCCAAUGAUCGCACAGACAAUGGGCUAUCAUGUGAGAGGAACCACAGGGCCAGCGGCAGACCACUCAGAAACAGAUUGACGGACCUCAAUUCCAGGAGCAUCGGUCAGGCCUCUCCACAUGAGGGUACACAGUGUCCAGCAGAUGAGCUGGAGUCCUGGGUCUGAACGUUUGCAUCUUUCUACAUUUGUAUCCAACACUCUUCAUUUUGUACUGAUAUAAAAAAAAAAAAAAAAUCACUCAGGUGAGAUCCUGUCAACUGCUGAUGCUGAUGUUUUUGUACCUGAAAAAGACACGAGUCGAGUAGAUACUUACAGAACAAGCUGUAGCACAUAAAUAAUGUAAGCAAGGUAAAUGGAUUAUCUGCCAAUUUGCACAGGUUUCAUGUUCACAUGCAGUGUCAUGCAAGAAAUGCCACCUCUCAGUAUCAUUGCGUGAUACCAUUUUUUUUGACACAAUGUAAUUGCUUUCCCCUCCUUUUCCUCCUUUUUUCCACCAAAAAAAACCCCCACACAAACAAAUAACCCUUAGAAGAUUAUGAAAACAUAAAUACAGUCUGUCUGGCACAACUCUGCGUGGUGACAGCAUUGCUAUGCUGGGGAGAGUCUGCUUUCAUCAAGCCUCCCUUUUACCUGGCGAAGCAGCAUCAAAGCACAAGGGAAGGAGAGAGAGGAAGGAAAGAGAGGAUGUGAGACCUUAUUACCGGUCACAGCCAGGCGGCAUGUGGCUCUUAGAGCGCAGCCAGGACCACGGAGGAAUCUGCUCUACAGAGGCAGAAUAUGUCGCUUUGCCCUGCCUUUUAUGUUUUUUUUUUUAUCUGAGCAUAUGCUGGUGUGUGAAAUAAGAACUGUAAAUCUUUCAUUUUUGUCCCUCCUCUCUGUUCCUCAAACACAAUCACUUGUCAACGUAAUCACAGGGCCAGCUCUGUUUCAACAAAGGCCAAUAUGUCUCUGGUGGGGGGGUGAUUACUCAGAAAAUGUAUGCCAUAUGUCUA